AUGCUUACCAAGGCUGUCGCUCAUUCCAGAUUGUUGUUGUUGAGACCAGUAACGGUAGAAGCUUCUGACCACAGAUAUUAUUCCAUUGUUAAAAACUACAUUGAUGGUGAUUCCGCCACCAAUGCUCUCAUGCAUGGUAGCCCCGGUGCCGUCCACUGUGUCGCUUACAUGGAUGGAGGCCUCAAGGCGGAUCGCAUUAACUGGAUUAAGACGCCCAAGUUCAGCGGCUCUUUAGGCUGGGGCAUUGAUCUAGAUAUUUUUAACAACGAAGAUACUAGCGAAAAUGGUGACAGUGGUGGCGAUGAAGACGAUGACGGCUUUGGGAUGGCAAUAGCGCUGCUUAUGUCUGUCUCGAGAGCGACAGACCCGAUCAAAGAGCUCAUUGAUCCCAAGCCAGACAGCUACAUGCGGUUCUGUAAUAGUGCCGGCAACCAAUUCUUUAAUUACAAGUGCAAAACUCGUAGUAGCAACGGCUCGGACUCUUUCACAAGCGUGCUGCAUUACUGGAACCUGGAGGAGUCGUUUAGUACGGAGUAUGAGCUGGUAGACGGUGAUAGCUACUACGAUGAUGUUGCCGCCACGCUGGGCAUUGUUAAACGCAUCUACAGGCGCUGGCUCAACAUACCCAUCGAGGCCUCUAAUGAUAAAAUUGUGGUAGCCAACCCCAAAGAAAUGAUUGGGAACCAGCAGCCGUUCUUCGCCACAGGUGUCACGUUUGGCCUUGACAUCUACCAGGACGCCACGGUGCGCGGUCAAGAGUUUGGCGGCAUCGCCGUCUACUCCAUGACCGUGUUGCAGCUGACAGAAUCUAUCGACGGCAUGAAGGAGAUUGGGGACAUUGAUAAGUAG
This is a messenger RNA of Trichoderma virens Gv29-8, 849 nucleotides long. RefSeq names its product glycoside hydrolase family 18 protein (gene TVC15). The transcript is spliced from 4 exons. The record is from RefSeq and is a predicted model, not a curated record. The coding region runs from base 1 to 849 and encodes 282 amino acids. NCBI's taxonomy places the organism in Eukaryota, Fungi, Ascomycota, Sordariomycetes, Hypocreales, Hypocreaceae.